GCAAUACAAUCCAUAAUGUACCUUACCAUUUUUCAAUUCAGUUACAAAUUCCACACCAUCCAUGUCUCAUUUAUAUGAUAUAAACUAUCAUAAAUUAUUAUAUAUAUCAAAUUGUUAAUUUCCUUGGAAGAAUUUUAGUAUUAAUUUCUACAACUCUAUAUGGCCUCUUUAAUGCUUAGUGGUGCUGAAAAUAUUAAGCUUAUUAACAGCAUAGUUCCAUCUGGAUUAGGUUCUGUGAGUCUUAACUUUCACAAGAAGUGUUUCUUAAGAAAAAAUGCAGUUUCAUACGGUAACAAAUACAGGACUAUAAACUUGACACCGAGAUGCAGUGUCUCGUCGACAAGGCCUUCUUCUCAGCCAAGAUUCAUCCAACACAAGAAAGAAGCAUUUUGGUUCUACAGGUUUUUGUCUAUUGUAUAUGAUCAUAUAAUAAAUCCAGGUCAUUGGACUGAAGACAUGAGAGAAGAGGCACUUGAACCUGCUGAUUUGUAUGACCGGAAUAUGCGAGUUGUUGAUGUUGGAGGAGGAACUGGAUUCACUACUCUUGGUAUUGUGAAGCAUGUUGAUGCUAAAAAUGUUACAAUUCUUGAUCAGUCUCCUCAUCAGUUGGCUAAGGCUAAGAAGAAGGAAGCAUUGAAAGAAUGUAAGAUAAUUGAAGGUGAUGCAGAAGAUCUUCCUUUUCCGACUGAUUAUGCCGAUCGAUAUGUUUCUGCUGGAAGCAUUGAGUACUGGCCUGAUCCACAGCGUGGCAUUAAAGAAGCAUACAGAGUGCUAAAAAUAGGAGGCAAAGCAUGUCUUAUAGGUCCUGUACACCCAACUUUUUGGCUGUCUCAAUUCUUUGCAGACAUGUGGAUGCUCUUCCCUAAGGAGGAAGAGUAUAUUGAAUGGUUUAAAAACGCUGGUUUCAAAGAUGUCAAGCUCAAAAGGAUAGGUCCAAAAUGGUAUCGCGGCGUACGGAGGCACGGACUCAUCAUGGGAUGUUCUGUCACUGGUGUCAAGCCUUUAUCAGGUGACUCUCCCCUUCAGCUUGGUCCUAAGGUAGAGGAUUUAGAGAAGCCUGUAAAUCCAUUGGUGUUUCUCUCAAGGCUCAUUCUUGGUGCAAUUGCAGCCACUUACUAUACAAUACUACCAAUUUACAUGUGGAUCAAGGACCAAAUUGUUCCAAAGGGCAGGCCUAUUUAAUCUAAGAUGGGAGAAUCAAGUAAAGUUGGGGCAGGAAAUGGUGUUAGUUUUGAUGAUUGGUGUUCAAAAGCCUUUAACUUCCAAAUUAAUGGCCGAGAAUGUUGCCUUCCAUAAUGUUAAUUUGUUGAAAUGUUCUGGCAUAGUCAAUUGCAUUGCCCCUUCAACUUUACCAUAAUUCUAGAAUUGUUUUUGUGGAGGAGAUUAGGGGGGGAUGUUCCUCCAGCAGAUAAGCCAAGUUUAUGUUUAUGUGAUAGAUAUAGAGAACGUGCUGGCUGUUUUGUGAUUUCUUAUUUCUUGUCUGCAAGAUUCAGCUUAGUAUUGUAUGUGCUUCUGUAAUGUUUUGUUUGACGGUGGACAAGAAAGAAUAACAAUGAGUCUAUGUUCGACCA
Trifolium pratense (red clover) is the source of this 1571-nucleotide messenger RNA. Its product is annotated as 2-methyl-6-phytyl-1,4-hydroquinone methyltransferase, chloroplastic-like. Bases 160 to 1182 code for a protein of 340 amino acids. The record is from RefSeq and is a predicted model, not a curated record. NCBI's taxonomy places the organism in Eukaryota, Viridiplantae, Streptophyta, Magnoliopsida, Fabales, Fabaceae. The transcript has 3 exons. Gene Ontology annotation, biological process: methylation. Gene Ontology annotation, molecular function: 2-methyl-6-phytyl-1,4-benzoquinone methyltransferase activity.